Molecule: messenger RNA, 11913 nt
Organism: Cydia pomonella (codling moth)
Lineage: Eukaryota; Metazoa; Arthropoda; Insecta; Lepidoptera; Tortricidae
Gene: htt
Product: huntingtin-like
Cellular component (GO): nucleus; cytoplasm
Source: RefSeq, a predicted model, not a curated record
ACGAUUGAUUUUCUGAAGUUUGUUUGCGUUUUUCCGCGAAGAUAUACACAAUUUUUCCACUAACUACAGUUCUAAUUAUGUGCAAAUUAUCUUUGGCAGAUAUUGAAUAAUGUAGAACAGCCAUGAACGUGCUUGAAAGGGCUGAAAAGGCCUUGGAAUACUUGAAAUCCGUCGAAGGCUCUGCGAAGACUCAUGAGCUCCAGGCGGCAGCUGGAACGCUGGGCCGGUGUCUAGGUGCAUUAGGAAGUCGACAAAACUGCGCUAGGCAUUAUGGAAAUCUUCUGCACUCUGCCAUACCGACAUUAUUGGCUCUGGCAAGCAACGAUAGUGCGGAAAUUCGACUGGUGGGUGAUGAAGCCUUGAAUAGAGCAGUGGUGGGGGGAUUUGCAUUCCACUCUCACAAAACGAAUAUUAUUCUACAGAAUCAAAUUGAUCACACCAAAAAUGCCAGAUGGAUCCGAGCAGCUCUCACAAGAAUCCUACUCGGAGAAAGCUGGCUGCGACCCGGUGUGGGCAAGAUCAGGAUGCAGGCCCAGCUCCUGUUCCCAAAACUCAGUCAGAUUGUACGGACUACAAGCGAAAUACAGCUUACACUGGAGGCUUUAGAGAGCAAUUUGGAUCGGAUAUUAUCUGCACUGGUUGUUUAUACUACAGAUGAGGAAAUUGCUGAACUAUGCUCCGCCCUGCUCACUCACGCGGAGAGCGCGGAAGCGGGCAUAAGACGGCCAGCAGCCGCGUGUGUCGCAUUGUUGUGCUCGCACAAGGAGUCAGUGCUGGCUGAGGUGUGCUCUGCUGUGUUCAAGAAGCUGUGGCCAACGACGAACGACAACACAGUGAUUUUGGCGUGGUUCUGCGUCAUUAAGGCGCUAUUUCAGACAAAUGAAGUGUCCAAAUUCGCGGACAACGACGUGUUUACGGUGCAGGAUUAUUUGCAGCUUUACUACCUAUGUAUACACUAUAUAGAGCGAACCACAACUGAGCACAACAUCCAAAACGCAGUUCUCGAAUGCCUUAGCACCCUCCUGUCGCAAGCGAGAGGGGAAUACAGAAAAGCCUUGUUGGAGAGACAUCCGAGGAAAGUGUCCUUGGACCACAGGGAGGAGAAACGACAUAGGAGGAAUAUUAGUAACGCGAGUAUAUCGUCUCGAGCGACGAUGGGUCCGCUGUCAGAACGCGAUUCUGAUCUCCUGUUCAAUGGAGCCCUACAUUUGACUACGCCCAGUUUAAGCGUCGAGGAUCUCACCAUUCAGACGCCAGACUCUCCAGCGAGUGAAAUGGACUUAGAAGAGAACACAGAACACUUGUCUAAAGAGCUGCUGAGUUACCACAAGAACCUGACCGAGAAGCUGCAGGAGAUCGAGGAGUCAGAGACGAGAGAUGAGGACCACGUGGACCAUGGAGGUUUUGAGAGUGGAGUUAAGGUAAAUAUAGGAGCGUCGGCGGACGAUGACAUUCCACUGAAGUAUCUUGCGAGGUUGCUAGCUUCAAAGUUUCUUCUCACUGCCAACAAGGGAGGUGUUAUUCCUGACAGGGUUAUUCGAGUAUCAGUGAAGUCAUCAGCACUAAACUGCAUGUCGGAGAUUCUUCAGUUGUAUCCGCAAGCCAUCACCAUCUAUUUGGACAAAGACGCGGAUGCCAAAUCACAGAAUAUCUCCGGUUCAUCGGAAGGAACUGAUUACAACCAAGACCACAUAAACGACUUCAUACUAGAACGCAACGUCUGCUACCAGGACUCACUAACAGACUCCCUAACCCAGGACCUCCUAAACAGAAGCAUGGACAGCCACACACCAUCGCAACAAUUAUCAAAAAAAGACAGCAAAUCACUCGAAAAAUCAAUGGACAGCGUCGAACAAAAAAGCUCCUCCAAAGACGUCCAAAGCAAUAUCUUAGACAGCAAAGUUUUUACCAAAAAUGAAUUGAUCGCUAGCGCAAUGACGGAUAGCACCAACCCUAAUAUGACUAAUAGUAAUUUCACUACAAACUCCAACAUGUCUUGCAGUAACGACCCAACUACAGGCUACCCGAUGUCCAGCAGCGGUGACAUAUUAUCUUCAAGCAUAGAUUUAGACAUGAAAUUCGACCAUUUCGGUGAAUCUACUACCAAUUUAGACAACCUAGAUGCCUUUAAAAAGGAAGAAAAGAAACGGGCUUUGAAAAGGACAGAUGAAGUCCAUAGCAAAGAUGCUCCGAUUAUGGAAAUAAGUGAAGAUGGAAAUUUCGAGUUUCAGCACAUGUCAGAUGUUUUUGUUCUUUUUGAAGAACAUUCGGAUCCCCAGAUUAGGGGGUUGGUGAGAGUGUGUAUAGGGAAUUAUUUGAGUGCAGCUUUAGAACUUUCACAUGGGGAUUAUAAUAGGUGGAGGAAUGUUAGUGCUUUGCCGAAGGAAGUUAGUGAUAAUAUCAGCGCUGAAAAGCUUGUGAAGAUCAUUUUAAAGGGUUUAACCGACGAAAUACACUCAGCAGUGAACCACACGCUCUCAUCUCUAGCCAAGACCGCUAUAGCAUUGAGCGAUGCGUCAUCCUGGCCUCUACUGUGGGACUGUAUCAACUCCCUCAUUUUUGUAGAGAGCAACAAGUAUUGGCUUUGCAGAGUUAAUUUGUGUAAGCUGUAUGAGAAAUUACCCUAUCAGAAGUUAUUUUUAUUGUAUCCUGGUUUCCACGAAAAAAGUAAAAUAAUCGUGGAUACACUAUUUCGCCUUCUGGCCGACGAAGACCAGAGGGUGAGGCAGGCCGCCGCCCAAACUAUUACCAACAUAAUACCCAAGAUCUUCAUCUCAAAACGCCAGACCUCAACCACAAUGCUCGCGCAGCUAACAAAAGAGCAAAGCCAACUGUUCACCUUCAACCGCCCAGGGUUGUCACUAGACCUGGUCAAGGAUAUGUACUUCUACUUCGAUCUGCCUGAGGAACUGAGAAGUGGAGAUGUGCUGAAGGGGGGAAGUUUGAGGGUUGUCGUGGGCGAUGUUAUGUGGCGGCUGGUAGCGUGCAAUUGUAAAUUCUAUUCGCAGGGGCUGCUAGAAUGCUUACAAGCCAUAUGCAAGAAGUGGUUGCCAUGGAAACACAAGCAGGCAUAUUCGGACCAAGGCAUCUUGAGCUACUGCCUCGAUAAUCUGGACUACUGCAAUGGGAGUGUGGCUAGGAGGACAUUGCUACUUGAUAUUUGUAGGCUAGUUUAUCCAGUUGAAAUCCACAACAUAAUGUGCAAGAAAACAACCACAGACAUAUUCGAACGAGACUCCCAAACUAAAGACAAAUGGCAACAUUUAGACGACGAACGAGUUUCGAACUUAGCGGAGAAGUUUCUGCAAGUGACGUUGAAGAUGCUGAAUGUGCUGGUGCAUUUGGUUGAGGAUAUUAACCCGAAUGUUCAUUUGAAUAAGAGUGGUAUUGCGCUGCCCGGGAGCCCGGUUAGGAAGAAAAGUACAGAACCUCAACCCCGUCGCGGUAGUGUCCCAGACGGCGCAGACGACAGAAACAUGCGCAAGCGACUCCCCACACCCGCCACCAGCAUGCGUCCGACUUUCGCGGGACACUUCUUUACCGAACCCUUCUAUAUGAAGCUGUAUGACAAUCUGAGGGCUACGUACUCUAACCAUAAGAUAAACCUAGAUCCAAAAAGCAGUAUGUUCUACGAAUUCCUAACAACAGUGCUCAAUUGCCUGGCCAUACAACUAGAACUUUCCACUGAACGAGAAUUUGGCUCAGUCACAGAAGAGUUACUCUACUACCUCAAAGUUAUAAUGCCUCUUCGUUCCGACACGACUGUGUACUGCAUAACACAGCUAUUAAAAUGCUUAUUUGGUACUAACAUGAUAACGGAAUACAAUGAUUUCAUGAGUAUAGAAGCUUUACCAAAGACUGAAGAUAAUGUUACAUUUUACGAUGAUGUUAUGUUAAUUAAUUCCUUAUGCCCUAUUGAGAGUGAAUCUAGAAGGGACAGUGUAUGUUCCAAUUCCAGUCAAAAAUUGACGUUGGAUAUUAAGAAUCCGGUUAUGAUGGAAGAGCGAAAAAUGUUGAUGGCUAUGGAGAAUUUCUCUAAGGAUAAGAUGGAUCGGAAGUGGAGUACGAAUAAAAAGGAGUUGGAGAGAUAUAUUAGGUUGUUUGAACCGGUUGUGAUACAAGCUUUAAAGAGUUAUACAAUGCAAAACGACAUACCACUCCAAUGUCGAGUGUUAAGCCUCCUAAGCCAGCUGCUAACUCUGAGAGUCAACUACUGCAUGCUUGACAGUGAGCAGAUAUUCAUCGCGUUCCUCAUUAAGCAACUUGAGUAUGUGGAACAACAUGAGAUACCUAAUUGCUGUGAUCUAGUCCAUAGUAUACUGAUGUUCUUAGUUCAACUGUCUUCCUCAAAACAUCACACGAAACAAAUCAUAGAAAUUCCUAAGUUAAUUCAACUAUGCGACGGUCUAAUGGCCUCCGGUAAUCACUUGGAGUGUAUAGCGGGGUUGGAGCCAGUCAUCGUCAAAAUUUUCAGCAACAUGGGUGGUGGUAGUGUAUUGGGUAGGCAGCAGCAACAAGAAGCACAAGCGACAAGAGAAGUCCUGUUUUCGAUGCUGCAAAAAACUAUGGACCGACAAAAGGUGCUAGAACUAGUAUCGUGCGUCCUCUGUCUCUCCCAAGACCACCCAGAAAGCUACUACCUCUGGUCGGAGCUCGCCUGCAACACCCUACUGAACCUGCUAGCGAGCGCAUCCAUGGAGCUGGACAGCCGCCACGCCAUCGCGUCUCUGGAGAGGCUCUUAGAGUGCGUGUACAAAGACGUGCUGCUGGAGCAGAGCAGGGUGGAGAUGCUGCUCAAGAUACUGUUCAAGGCGCCUGAACAGACAACAGCGCCCCGCAAGUUAAAAAUCCGCUACCUCGCCAUAAUAAUGGUCAUUCUACGAAAAAUACUCAUUCUCAUACCAGAGAGCGAAAUACUACUAUCAAUAAACUAUCUCAAAUCGUCCCACAUUUCCCCUCAAUCUAUAUUUUUCAACGUCAAACCCGACGUAGAUCCGCUAAACGUCCAAAAUGUCAACGAGAAUUGCGCGAAUUUGUCGCCAGAUGUCAUUCUAGUCAGGUUUUUGUUCAAAACGUUGACGUUUGCGAUUAUGGAAGUGGACAACGGCCAUGAUGCGAUUGAUCUUGGCGAUGAAGAUCAUCAGAAUGGCUUGCUGUAUGCGGUGUGCGUGAACAUUAUUGUGCAAGUGAAGCAUAUGCUGCAUUUAACAAGCAAACCUGGCUAUUGAGAGAUGUAGACUACUGAAAGACAUGUCAGUCGAGGACAUAAACGUGCAUCUGACUAAAGAGGACGUCCAAGUGGCUUUAGAGUUGCUACAGAGGGAGAAGGUUCAUGUUCGAUACUCUUCCCUAGUAAUGGAGCUGAAUUCGUUAGCAUCAUCAGUAUUCGAUCUGUCCCCAUUGGACCUGUCCCAAGACCGAGCCAUCAACCCGCAGUACAUCGUCACCACCAACGUGGACGACCACUGGCUCGCCAACCAGGUCAAAGCCAGAUGCUGUCAAACCAACUGCGUUUUACCUAAGAUAUCCAAGCAGAAGGAGCUCGCUUCGCUAUUACUAAAUUUGUCAAAAGACGAACUGUCAACUGUCAUCGCGUGCCCAGAGUUUGACAGGAAACUACUUGGCACCUACUUCAAACAGAUCUGUGAUAAUUAUCUAAAAGAGUUUCUUGAUGUGGCGUCCGCUUGCGAACGCAAAGAGUUAGAGCGAGACAACAUCAGAGAACAGAGAGAGAUCAUAAAAUUACACGAAGAAAUGAUAUCAUCAAUGGAUAGUAACAAAUUGAAUGUAGUCAACAGCUUACAAGUUUUUAAAAAGGGUGACAAAGAAUCCAAAUCACAAUUCUUUAUACCGGUUAAUGAAAAAGAGAAAUUCGGAAAUUUAGAAUUGACUGAUGAAGACACAGAAUUGAUUCCUCCACAGAUGUCUGAAUUAUACGAAGUCGCUAUAACCUCCUUUGACAAAAGUCUCUCUGAAAUAAUAAGGCAAUUUCCUAAGCAAAAUCGGCCUUUAAGCCAAUCUGAAAACUUCAACUUAACUGUAGAACAAACUAUAGAUAAAUAUACAAGACGAUGUCAUCAAGUGUUUCAAGACAAAUUAUUCUAUCAAGAAUUCAUUACAGUCCAAACAAUUUUAAAAGGAUUCCUAGAAUCCCUGCAAAGGACUUUGAGUCUUAUAGACGAUACUGACUGCGAUUUAUUAGAGAAAUGUAUAGAGAGCAUACUACCCGGAUCUUUAGCGAAGAAUAUAGCCAUCUUUUCUGUGAUAUCUUUACAGUAUUUGACGUUUUUGAUAAAGAAUAAGAAACUUGUAGAAAGUCCGGUACAUACUGACGUUUCAUUUAGAGCAAACGUAACCGUCACAGAUGAUGUAGUAGUUGACAAUGUCAUAGUUUUGACAAUUGAUAAUGUAGCAGAGGCGUUGGGCUGUAAAGAGAUAUGGAGCGGGUUGAAUUUUGACAGUAAUGUCAAUCGGAUGCAGUCUGCGAUCAGCUGUUUGUAUGCGAUUGUGAAGUAUCUAGUCAAGGACACCAAACCAAUAACACUAAAUAAAUACAUAAUGACCGAUGAAGACCCGAAACCAGAUAUAAUCAUUAUAGGGGACAAACUGGUCACCCUCAUAGAGUACUGGGAAUCGAACUUCUGUACCGACGGUGCGAGUGAAGUGCUUGGCAAGUGCUAUAGGAAACCUAUCGAGAAACUACUUGUCAGUUUAGCGAGACUGGACAUAGUAAGCAACAUGGCGCUCAUACCGCCCAUAGCCUGGUCGUCCGUGGAGGUGUUCUCCAAGAAGGACCAGCUCCAGAAGAUCGACCUGCCCCUCCAGGCCUUCCAGGAUAUGGACGUUUUGGAAGCUUUCUUAUUCAGAGUGAACCUAAUCGGUUGGUCGUCAAAGAAGCAGUUCGAGGAAAUUUGGGUGGUUCUCCUCGGAGCGCUGCAGGGCAACGGCGGGCAUUGGGCCGUGCGGGGGAUCACGCAGCUGCUCACGGGCGCUCGCUGCGCCAGGCACGUGCCGAGGGACCUGGGCAGGACCAGCCGGGGAAUCCAACGACUUCGCAACAUUCUAGUCGGCACUUCCUUCUUCUCACAACUGGACAACAUCAACUUGGAGCGAAUCCCACUUCUGAACGAUGGCGCCCCGAGCUACCAUUGUGCAGAAUACAAUGCCGAUUACCUCAAACUGUCUGCAGAUAUUACAGACUACGCGCCAUACUUCGUAAGGAAAGAAGUGAAGCGAGCCAGAAAGAACAGAGACGUCGACGUGAACAGCUGUUUGCAGCUCCUAAUGGAUGUCACUUCGCAGAUGUUAGAUCCUAAGGCACCAACAGGCCUAGCGACCCGCCUGGCGCUACUGACCAGCCUCAUCUACUGCAGCGACGUGUACAGCGACGCGGCGCAGUGGCGGUGCGGCGCCGCGCAGCUCAUCGCCCUGAGCGGGGCCAAAGGCGACAUCACUCAGUACAGUGCGGCAGGAAGGGCUCUACUUGCCGCUAUGCAACGGGCGUUGUGUGUGGAAAGGCAUGAUACACAGGAACUCCAAACAGUCCACCAGAAGCUCCUAAAGUCGCUAAGCUCCCCGUACGCCCCGCUGCGUCAGGCGGCGCUGCAGGGCUGCCUGCUGCAGCUGGGCGGCUCGCGGCGUGUCGGGGCCGCGCCGGCGCCGUCGCCCUACCAGGAGCUCGUGACGCAGCUGGCGCUCCACGUCCGGACUCAUCUGCCGCAUGACACCAGACUGUCCCUAUACGAACAGAGCCUCUACUGGGCCGUGCUGUUCACUCUGAUAGAGCUCGGCCAUCCGGACCUCAUAAAUAUCGCUGUGGACUUCGUGCUAGCCAAGCCUAGGCACUAUUGCAUCGACCUGGUUGUCAAGGGUAUCUCAAACACAAUCCGACAGCAAGUCCUGCCAAAAGAACUGAAAAACAAUGUGAUAGAGAAAUUGACGGAAAACACCAAGAAAUAUUCGGAGGGGCACGCCCUGGUGAUUCUUAUGGUGCAUCUGUUCUCAGCCGACAACAAACUCUUAAGUCCAAAACUGACCUCAGACGUCUCCAACAUGGACCCAGACAUCCUCAUGAACUCAAUGGAACGCAUAACCCUCCUCUACAAAUUGUUGCGCAAAUCCGAAAUGCCGGAGACUAAGCAAAUAAUAACGAACGCACUGAAAUACUUCUUAAGGGAGACGUUGCCGCCCGCGGCGACUUUGAGUCGAGUUGUGAUCGAGUUUCUGGAGACUUGUAAGGAGAGCGAGAGGGAAAAGAUGGCGGUGCUUAGUGAGAGGGAGAGGAGGAUAGAGAGUGCGGUGUUGAAUGCUGAAGUUGUUUUUGAGGUAUUCGAGACAUCAGUAACCCAAGACCAGCUCCCAGUCCUCAGCGGCUGGAUCUUCGAGGCCCUCUGCCACCUGCUCCACGGCAAAAUAUCCCCACACCUCCUCCCCUACACCUUACUAACACUCCUCGUCUCCGCUUCGUCCACCCAACACAUACGCAAGAUCAUUCCUCUAUGUUACUACAUACUAAGUCUAGGUUUCCAUAGAUGUGCUGAUGUAGAUUUUGGGUAUUUUACGGAUUUUGUAGAGUGUAAAGAAGGGAUGAGUUUUAAUGAUAGGAGAUUGUUGUGCGUGGUUGCAAUGUAUUCUGGUUUCAGUGAGGGGCAGUUGGAGAGGUUGAAAGAGCUUUGUAGUAGUAAUGAUUGUUUAAGUGAAGUUAUGAUGUGUUUGGAUGCUUAAGAGGAAAGAGGACGGCCGAUUCUCCAUACAAACGUUCCCAUUUUCCUCUCUGGAUAUUGAUAUUUUGUUUUUUUUUUACAUAAUAAUAAUAAUAAUAAAUGCUUUAUUGCACACUACAAAAAAAAAUGGUACAAAGUAUGUAAAGGUAUAAAUAUGUAGGUAACAACAGGCGGACUUAUCGCUAAACAGCGAUCUCUUCCAGACAACCUUCAGAUAUUAGAGAAAUGGCGAACGUAAUCAAGGUAACGGGUGGUGCAAAAAUAAAAUAAAAUACUAAAAUACAUAAUUUGAUAUUAACCAUAGCUAAGCCCCUACGUUUGACGUUUUCCGAUUUUUGUAUUAUUAUAAAAAUUAGGAACGAAAAACAGAUUUCAUACAAAAUUUUAAAUUCUAACUCCUGAAAUUAUUAAUAAUUCGAAAAAAUCAAACGUAGGGGCAUAGCUGUGGUUGAUAUACAACAAAUUGUGUCAAAAUAUUUUCAAUAAUGUUAAAAUCCAGAGAGGAAAAUGAGGACUACGUUUGUAUGAAAAGGCGAUUUCGCGCGGGCCCUCCACUUUCGUCUUAAGAAGUAAGUAUAGCUUUGCGAUCCUAACGAAAUAACGGUACUUUUUCUAUGAAAUUCCAUUUCGGGAGAAAACUGUUUCCACUAAUCAAAUCUUCGCAAAUCACUUUGAUUUUUGUCGAUCGCUUCAGAAUAUUUUUUUUUGUAUUGCUAAUUUAAAAAAAGGAAAACCUAUAAAACUAGAUUUUUAUUAAGUCAAUAACAUACUAAAAACAUAUGGAGAACGGAUAAUAUUUAGAAGUGCAAAAACAUUUUCUCUUUUUGUAUGGACGUGUAGGUGCUAUAUUUCCCUCUUAAAGGGCCGAAUUUGCUUUCAUACAAACAUAAACUUAACUGUCCAUCAAUGGACCUUAUGCCUUUUGUAAUAAGGUCCACCGAUGGACAGUUAGCAGUGUGGACGGUACGCAGUGUGUUUUAUGAGUAGUGUUUUUCAUACACGUUGCUGAGUCGGUUUUCGAACAGCGGCGUGGCCGAACUUUAAGAGUCCAUUAUCGAUUUUAGUCGCAAAAAUGUACACCUUUUGUUAACUAUAAGAAAUAACAAGUACUGGUUUCUAUUAGCACGUCUUGUUAUCUUUCAUUUUAAUAAAUUAUUUUUUUGAAAACAGACUCAAUUAGUAACGAUUUUUUUUUUCUGAUGGACGUUUAGGUAAACGCGCGUAAAGCAAUGAUUCUGCCGAUCUUAUUUGUAAAUUUGGUAAAGUUGGGACUGCUAAAAAUGGUAAUUUUGUAUUACACAUAUCCUGUACUUCAACUUUGAUUAACUACAUUUUUGUUAUUAUUAAUUUGAAGAAGUGUAAAUGAAAGUUAGACGAAAUCAAUUUUCUCCAGAAAUUACUUCAAAACAAGUGUCAAUUUCUCUGAAAAUUGACUUAAUUUCAACGUAUUUUUGAUACUUAAACAAUCUACAACAUUUGCCGAAUCUGUUCUUAUACAUCAUUUUGUAUAAUUUACUACCAUAAUUUUUUGAUGAAUUUUUAAAGAUUGUCCCUUCUCGUCACCUAUUACCGGGGACGCUCGGUGGCGACCUCAUUAUUAAAAGGCAAGAUGAACAAACGUGCUAAUAGAAACCAAUACUUGUUAUUUAGAUAUUACGUAACAAAAGGUGAUCAAUUUCAAUGACUAAAUCUAUAAAUUUUACAUUUUUGCUCUAAAAUCGUUACCGGGCUCUUAUUGAGUUGAGUUUGGCCGUCUAACCAACAAAUGGUUAAAACCGAAAAAAUAGAACGAAAUUUACUAAGUUAGCAUUGUAACAAAAUUAUACUUAAUAUGGUUCAUAUGGUUCAAAUUAUACUUAGUAUGGUUAGUUAAUAUGGUUCUCAAAUUUAGAUUAACAGUUUAUAACAUUAUGUAUUUUUAUUAUUUUAAAGUAAAUAAACCCCUGAUGGUAAGUAUGGAGACUGCUUACCAGCAGGCGGGCCGGAUGCUUGUUUGCCACCGGCGUAGUAUAAAAAAAAAUCUGAAGGUUAGGGACUGAUUUUUGGGAUGAUACACUUAAUUAUAUACCACAUAAUUUAUUUUGAUUAUAUUAACUUAUUUUUUGCUUCUUCGUUCUUAAUUAUUGUUAAUAUAUAUAUAACAAGGUGCCGAAGCGUCGGGGUAAAAUGAAAUUAUAAAUAUUUAAAAACUGAAUGUGAGAAAUACUUUUUAUUUUGUAAAAAUGCAUAUUUCUACGGUACAGUCACGUCUGAAAAUAUCGGUACGAAAAAUGUGCCAAAAAUAUGUAUACACUACCUUAAUAUAUGGGCAAUAAAGUCGUGUGUACAUAUUUUUUGCACCGAUAUUUUCAGACGUGACCGUACCAUCAGCCGUAAAAGUGCAUGCCGACGUUAUAGUACAAAAUGCAAUGAAUGAAGUAAUUGGAGUGAGGUUAUUUAAAUAGUAAGUAACUUAAAAAUAACCGAUAUAUAUAGAAAAAUACACGUUACUCUGAAUGUAUUUGUGUGAACGUAAAUCAAUCUAAACGUCGUUUUAGUGAAAUAUAUUUUUAAUAGUAUAAUAUUUACAUAAUUUUAACUAUAGUAACGGCUUCCAAAGCGAUUCAGAUAUAGUUAAUCGAUUUUUUAAUACACUAAUCUUUUCUCCCUAUCGCUCAAUGUUCUAGAAUUCGUAAAAUAUUCGAUAAAAAGAUCGAAGGAACAUGGGGUAAAGUAAUCGUCAAUUCAAGCAAAAAACACUUAUGUAUAUAUGCAAUAAUUUUGUAUGCUUAUAGUAACAAACUUUAGAUACAAACACAAAGAUGUAGUGUAGAUCAACCAUUUAUUGUACCAUCGUAUUUUCAUAAAGUAACAAUUUGGUUUAUUAAUUCGACUAAUCGAAACAUAGAUGGCGCUAGUUUAUAUUUGUGUAAGCAAUAAAGAGGAAUAACAACUAACUCAGAUCUCACCAGCUAUGUAAAAUAUACAUUCGUGUAAUGGAAAUAAGUUGCAAACUCGAACGAAGAGAAAUGUGAGAUGGGAACUUUCUAAAAUUAUGUACUUUGACAAGUCCUUUUAGAGACAAGCACUGUACUGUUAGUAGCCUUAACCUUGUAUAAUUUGUAUAUUUUAUAGGAAAUUAUUAAGUAUGAAAUUAUGUUAUUUAUCACCGCUUCAGCGAGAAGUAAAAUAUAAUGAGAUUUACUAUAAA